Manis javanica (Malayan pangolin) is the source of this 3350-nucleotide messenger RNA. RefSeq lists its product as uncharacterized. Gene Ontology annotation, cellular component: keratin filament. The record is from RefSeq and is a predicted model, not a curated record. Lineage: Eukaryota; Metazoa; Chordata; Mammalia; Pholidota; Manidae.
AUUCUCUAUGAGUUUUAUUAUAUGAGAUAUCUAACAUCAUCAAACUCAUAGAAGCAGAGAAUGAAUGGUGGUUCCCAUGGGGAGAGGAAAGGAGUAGUUGCUGUCAAUAGGUAUAAAGUUAUAGUUACACAAAAUGAAUACAUUUUAGAGAUCUGCUGUACAACAUUGUGCCCAUAGUUAACAAUACAUUAUGAUGCACUUUAAACCUUAAGAACACCUAGCACAAGAUCUAUCCUCUUAACAUGCACAUCUUCACAUACACACACACACACACACACACACACACAAACACACACACAACAAGGAGACACAGAAAACUUUGGAAGGUGAUGGAUAUAACUAAUACCUUAAUUGUAGUGAUGGUAUUACAGCUGUGUGUAUUAUGUCCAAACUUAUUAAAUAUAAAUGUUGACCAUGUGCAACUUUUUGUAUAUUAUGCAUACCUCAAUAAAGCCAAGAGAAAAAAAGGAAACAUCAAAAUUUCAUGACUUACUUUUCUUCCUCAGAACAGUUAUUUGUUUCUCAUUGGAAAGUCUAGAAAAGGGGUUAUGAUUUGAGGGAUGUGCCCUCAAAGUCUUCUUAUUCUCAUGCUAGUGAUUCUAUUUCACAUUCAAAACUUUUCUGCCCACCUGAUACACAAUGAACGAGCCAUUAAAAUGCAGCUUUAUCCUCCCAGAUCACCAAAAGGAAUGUGAACAGGUAAGAAUCAUUCUCAUGCAGGGGCAGCCAUGAUAUGCCAUGCAGAAUGAAACUAACACAUAUAUCAUCUUUGUAUCAUUAUGGCAGCUUUCUUUGAGGAAGCUAAAGCAAGAGAGGCACAUGAGAAGCGAUUCAGGAAGAGCUGAUGGGAUGCACCCUAACAUAUCGGGACAGGAAACAAUGUUUUCCAUCUGUUUUGAAAAGCUUAACCAGGAAAACAAACUUGGCUUAUUUGAUAAUUGCCUAUUUAUUAGGACAAACAAUGACAAGGAAAGAAUGCUGUAUUUGAUGACAACAGCUCCUUAGCAGGGUAUAAAAAGGGAACUGGGCAAGGAGAUUUCCAGACCUUCCAAACCCACCUUCCUGAAGACACAACCAGAACCUCCACCCACCAACACCAUGGUCAACUCUUGUUGUGGCUCCACCUGCUCUGACCAGGGCUGUGGCCUCGGCCUCUGCCAGGAGACCUGCUGCCGCCCCAGCUGCUGCCAGACCACCUGCUGCAGGACUACCUGCUGCCGUCCCAGCUGUGGUGUGUCCAGCUGCUGCCGCCCCUCCUGCUAUGGCUGCAGCUACUGCAGGCCCAGCUGCUGCUGCCCCUCCUACUGUGGCUCUAGCUGCAGUGGCUCCAGCUGCUGCAGGCCCAGCUGCUGCAUCUCCAGCUGCUGCCGCCCCUCCUGCUGUGGCUCUAGCUGUGGCGGCUCCAGCUGCUGCAGGCCCAGCUGCUGCAUCUCCAGCUGCUGCCGCCCCUCCUGCUGUGGCUCUAGCUGUGGCGGAGCCUGCUGCAGGCCCAGCUGCUGCAUCUCCAGCUGCUGCCGCCCCUCCUGCUGUGGCUCCAGCUGCUGCAGGCCCAGCUGCUGCAUCUCCAGCUGCUGCCGCCCCUCCUGCUGUGGCUCUAGCUGCGGUGGCUCCAGCUGCUGCAGGCCCAGCUGCUGCAUCUCCAGCUGCUGCCGCCCCUCCUGCUGUGGCUCCAGCUGCUGCCGCCCAUCUUGCUGAUGCCCUAGCUGCUGUGGCUCCAGCUGUUGCUGCCCCUGUUGCAGCCUGUGUCCAGUCUGUGGCUGGGUCUCCUGCUACACCACUUGUUACCGCCCAACCUGUGUCAUCUCCACCUGUCCCCACCCCACGUGCUGUGCCUCCUCUUGCUGCUGAAUCUCUGCCUAUAAUCUCUGUAACAUGAUGGGUGUCCACCUGCUGCUGCCCCUCUUGCUGCAUUUCUAGUUGCUGCUGCCUUAGCUGCUGUCAGACCACCUGCUGCAGAACCUAGUGUUGCCGCCCCAGCUUCAGGGUAUCCAGCUGCUGCAGUGUGUCCAGCUAUUGCCAGAACACCUGCUGCCAUGCAGUCUGCUCUACUGGUUCUUGCUGCUCAAAGCCCUGGCUUGCACCUACCCGUCUUCCAUCAACCAAUCUUGAUGUAGUCCAACUGUGAGAUGAAUCAUGACAGGCCAAUGGUAAAACCUCAGUUCCAACUGAUUCUUAAACUGAGUUUAACCUCCAAAUAUCCUGCCCAUCCCCACCAUGUUACUCUCUCCCAAAUGAACACAAAGUUUGAACUUUCUCUGAAAUCUGUCAAGCAAUAUGUCAUCUCACUUGAUAUAUUUGCUCCCUGCCAGAUUUUUCUCAUAUGGAGAUGUUCCUAUAUCUUAAAUAAAUCUUAAUUUUCCAUGCAUAAGAGUGCCAUGUCUCAUUAUUUUUCCUUCUUGAAUUGUCAUUGUUAGCUGUCAGUAGUUAGCUUUCUCUGCAGAAAAAGCAGGCUGCAGUAGGCGAUUUCAGGAUUCCCACCUCUAUCCCCUCAGCACUCCUCAUUCUAAUACAGGAAGAUGAUUUCUUACAGCAAGCGUCUGGAACUCUCUGCCAGAAGACUUUCUCUGGAUGAAGGAGCAAGCUCUGGGCAGGCCAGAGGAAGGAGUUAAAGUCUCUAGGGGGUAGUGUUCAACCAAUGGUCAGGAGCCAGUGGAUACAUGCCCUGGCUUCUUCCCCCUCAAAUCAGGGCAUGUUGUACCAGCCCCCAGAGGUCUUUAGUGGAAUUGAGCCCCAGCUGCCUAUGGGAGUAAUCUGCUGUUGUAAUCAUUAUAUUUUGGCUCCCAUCCUGUCCCUGGAUCACUUCCCAGGUGCCCUAACCAUGCUUCUUAGGAUCACUUCUCAAAUAAACUGGUUGCUCUUAAACCCCUGUUUUUAUAACUUACCCACUUGAUGUUGCCAUAUGCUGUUGGUUAGAAGCAAGUUACAUGACGGAAGGGAAUUAUGUAAGUCCAUGAAUACCAAUAGGCAGAAAUCACUGGGCCAUCUGAGGGGCCGCCUAUCCUAACUUUUAUGUAAUAUUGACUAAAAGAAUCAAAACACAUAUAGUAAGAUUCCAUUUACAUAAAAUUCAGAAACAUGUAACACUGAACUAUAUUGUUUAUGGAUGCACACCUAGUAGCAAAUUAGGACAACUAUCUGUAGGGUGGAAGAAGGGAGAUGUGGUCAAGGAAAGACCUAUCACAGACCCUCUUGAUAAUAGCAAUGUUCUAUUUCUUGACUUGGGCUUUGGGCAUAGAGAUGUUUGCAUCCUAAUUUAUUAUAUUGUAUCUAUAUGUUUUAUACACUUUGAAGUAUAUUUGUGUAUUUCAUAAUAAGUUUUUAUAAAUUCAUGGUGAACUGAAAUGCUUACG